AGCACAAAGCACUCAAAAGACUACAAUAAAUAACAUGCCAGUGUUUGUGAUUGCAAGUAUUCCUACGAUAUGCGAGUAAUUUAAAGGACACAGAGUGUAUUAAAUAAUUUGAUAUUUUUCACUUUACUUUGUGAAUUGGUCACCGAUCGUUCGCAAAUAAAGUUUGUUGAAAUCCUUCCUGUUUGCAAAGAUGGAGGCAGAGGGAAUUUGGGCCCCGCAGUCACUCUCUGCUCAGUUUGAGGGGUCCUUUGCCUAUCUGACUGUGAGAGACAGACUACCAACCAUACUCACAAAAGUGAUAGACACAUUACACCGCAAUAAAGACAGUUUCUUCAAAGAAUAUGGCGAGGAGGGGAUCCAGGCAGAGAAGAGGGCUAUCUCCUUCCUGUCCAGGCUGAGGAAUGAGCUGCAGACAGACAAACCUGUUCUGGCUCUGACUGAUAAUGCUGAGGACACAGAGGCCUGGAAUGAAUACAUGCGAAGACAGCAGGACCUGAUGGAGGACGGGAGGCCUGUGAGCUGGUUCAAGUCUCCAUGGCUCUAUGUGGAGUGUUACAUGUACCGGAGGAUCCAGGAGGCUCUGUAUAUGAAUCCACCAAUGGAUAAGUUUGACGGGUUUAAAGAGGGAAAGACGCAAAGCUUCUUUGAAUCUCAACAGGCGAUUAAAUCCCUCUGUACAUACCUUCAGGAGCUCGUCACCAACAUGGAGAAUAUGACUGAGAUUCAGCUGCGAGACAGCUUUCUCAAGUUACUCCAGGUCUCUCUGUGGGGAAACAAGUGUGAUCUGUCCAUCUCUGGCGGUCAGGACAACUCCCAAAAGUCCAGUCCCAUCGAUUCUCUUCCUGAUCUCCAGCGCUUCAUCCUAGUGGAUAACUCCAGCAUGGUUUGGUCAGUGCUGGUUGCUGCUCAAGGAUCCAGAUCUUCAGGGAUAAAGAAUGCCAGAGUGGACAUUGUUUUAGACAACGCUGGUUUUGAGCUUGUUACUGAUCUAGUCCUUGCUAGCUUUCUUGUGUCUGCCGGAUUAGCCAAGCAAAUCCGAUUUCAUGGCAAGUCCAUCCCGUGGUUCGUCUCAGACGUCACCAAACAAGACUUUGAGUGGACCAUCAUGCAGACCGUGGCAUCCAAUCACAAGUGGAUGUCAGCCAGCGGCGUCCAGUGGAAGCAUUUCAUGAAGGAGGGUACAUGGUCCUACCAUGACCACUCUUUUUGGACCUUGCCCCAUGAGUUCUGUGACAUGGCGGUGGAUGCAGCUGAUCUCUACAGCACGCUCCAGGGCUCUGAUCUGAUUCUCUUCAAAGGAGACCUUAACUACAGGAAGCUUACUGGAGAUAGGAAAUGGGAGCACACGGUUCCGUUUGAUCAAGCAUUGAGGGGGUUCCAACCUGCCCCUCUCUGCAGUCUCAGGACACUGAAGGCUGAUGUUCAGGUGGGCUUACAGCCAGGCCAGGCUGAGAAGCUCAGCUCUCAGGAUCCAGACUGGAUGACUAACAGCAAAUAUGCUGUGGUACAGUUUUGCGGUCCACACAGAGAACAGUAGAGUCGUUUUUAAAGAAAAGAGAGUCCUCACUGAAGAGGAAAUUACCAGGAAGCAAGAGAUGAAGGACUAAAAUGCACUAAUGCUGGUUCAGUUACUAACAUGCCAAACAAAUGUGUUGUUGUUUUAUCUUUGCUGGAAUUUUUAUGCAACAGUUGUUUCAUUUGGAAGCAAAUCACGUAAUGAAUCCUACCGAUUCUGCAUAUCAAACACUGAAAUAAAUCUUAACCUAACCUAAUGUCCUUGUAAAUGGAAUAAUGGCAUUUUGAAACCUGACAAUCUUUUGAUCAUAGUUUACACAGUCUAUGCUUUUUUGUUUGCAUUGUUGAUGUAUGGUUACUGAAAAAAUACUGGCCAUAUAUAUAUAUAUAUAUAUCUCCAUCUAUAUAUAUAUAUAUAUAUAUAUACACACCAUCUCAGAGAGUUUUUAUUGUUUACACUUUGGAUUGACUAGCAAUUUUUGAAGAUAGUUUACCAGGUUGGGUGAAAGUUGCACCAUGAUGAUUUAUUUUUAAGCUUAUUUAUGAGCAUGCUGGAAACAGAUGCUAGUCAGGAUACCAUGCGUAUGUACUCACACAUGUUAAAAUGCCAACUGUUUUGAAAACUGAAUGCAACUGAAUAAAGUUCAGAGAAAAAAAUAUAUAUAUAUUUUUUAAAUGAAACUCUCAUAAUGUAAUGGUGUUUAACAAUUCGAUUUAGAGUUGCAAUUAAUUUCUCUUCUCUGACCUUUCCUUUGAGAGCGCAAUUUGUUAACUUUUACAGUGUUUUUUGGUGUGUGUGUGGAUGCUUCCUGGGUUUUCCAAGGAGCCUUGCUUCCAUUCUACAGAGCAAAGAAAAGAGUAAAAAAAUAAAGCAACCCAAAGAUUUGAUGAUGUAAUCACGUGAACGCUAUCUUUUUGGUGUUUAGGGGUCAGUUUCGUUCAUGCUGUUUUUACUAAAAAUCAAGGCCAUGGUUUUGGUCUUUGAACUGUUCCAGUUCCCUUACGGCAAGAGCUAAGCUGGACUUAAAGAUUUCAGCUGGCCUCAAAUAAAUGAUUGAAAGACA
Cyprinus carpio (common carp) is the source of this 2579-nucleotide messenger RNA. RefSeq names its product acidic residue methyltransferase 1 (gene armt1). Gene Ontology annotation, biological process: DNA damage response. Gene Ontology annotation, molecular function: phosphatase activity. NCBI's taxonomy places the organism in Eukaryota, Metazoa, Chordata, Actinopteri, Cypriniformes, Cyprinidae. Gene Ontology annotation, cellular component: cytoplasm; nucleus. The record is from RefSeq and is a predicted model, not a curated record.